Xenia sp. Carnegie-2017 is the source of this 3921-nucleotide messenger RNA. RefSeq names its product potassium voltage-gated channel subfamily H member 6-like. Gene Ontology annotation, biological process: potassium ion transmembrane transport; membrane repolarization during action potential. Gene Ontology annotation, molecular function: inward rectifier potassium channel activity. The record is from RefSeq and is a predicted model, not a curated record. Lineage: Eukaryota; Metazoa; Cnidaria; Anthozoa; Malacalcyonacea; Xeniidae. Gene Ontology annotation, cellular component: membrane.
UUUUAUUGUCAAUUUGAAGCGUAAAUUGAGUUUUAGGAAACAACUUUUUGUGAACUUCAACCAAUAAAUAUCGGAUAUUGUAUAUUAGAGUGCUACGACAGAGUUGCAACUCAUAUGCUAAUAUGUGCAAGCGAUAAAUAAUAUCACUGUAAAUGUUUAUAGCGUAGCUGUCGAAUUUACGAUGUCAUAAGGGCCAGUUGAUGUCACUUGCUGACAUGCCUGUAAAGAAAGGCUUGAUGUCACCUCAAAAUGUCUUUAUUGAAACUAUUAUAAGAAAGUUCGAUGGCUCACCUGAAAGGAAUUUCAUUUUGGGAAAUGCUCAGUUUGUUGAUAUCCCAAUCGUAUAUUCUAAUGAAGGAUUUUGUCGUUUAACCGGAUACAAGCGAACAGAAUUGUUGCAAAAGCCGACAAACUGCGAUUUCUUAUGCGGUCAGGGAACAGAUCCCGUUGCUGUGGAAGCCAUCGGAGACGCUUUACGUACAAGUGACGAAAAGAAGGUUCAACUUCUCCUUUAUAAGAAAAACGGAACAGCUUUCUUAUGCUCUUUACUGGUAGCUCCAAUUAAGAAUGAAAAUGGAGUGAUUGUUAUGUACAUUGUGAACCUGGAAGAUGUCACUACUUCACCAGAUCUAAUAGAUGUCAAUAUAGGUGAGAAAGUCAACGCUUGGGAAGUAAUUCGAAGACGAAUAUCAAAAGGUGCAUUGAAGCUCACGUCAAGUGAUGUGAUGUCAGAAAACGAUCCAAAUAAUAUCGAGCUUAAAGAGUCGUUAAUGCAGCCUUGCAUAUCGCCAACAGAAAAUGGCACAUGUGGUGGAAAUCAUGAUAAACACCUUGUAGUGUGUCGAAGAUCCAUUGAAAAAGAAGCAUUGAUAUUUGACUACAAGCGAAGACGAGCGACAUCUUGUUUUGAAAUAUCUCCAAGUAUGGUGGAGGAUCUCAAAAAGGAAGAUCAACGGCAAGACAAAGCUGAUUCACUGGACAAUUUUUUCGCCAAACUAAAUGCCAGAAAACAUAACAACGUUUCUGCUGUUAAUCAUAAAAAAACUCGACAAUCCAUGACAAGCGUUCAAAGUUUCGGCAAACUGACGGUGAAUUCCAGAAAGCAAUCCUUACCGGAGCUUAAGCCUAAGAAAACUGAAAAGUUUGCCCAGGUAUUAUCACUUGGCACUGACGUUUUACCUGAGUACAAAACUCAAACACCUCCAGUUCAUCGAUGGACAAUACUUCAUUAUUCACCGUUUAAAUCAAUUUGGGAUUGGUUCAUUUUGGUUCUUGUGACUUAUACAGCUAUAGUAAAUCCCUAUAUGGCAUCAUUUGCCUUGGCUAUAGAACAGGAAGGAAAAAAUUUAUACUCUCAUCCACUAACGAUCGUUGAUUACGUCGUCGAUUUUAUGUUUGUUGUAGAUAUAGUUAUAAAUCUUCGUACAACUUACGUUGACUUGAAUGGUGAUUUUGUAAGUCGGCCACGUAGAAUAGCAAAGCAUUAUAUAAAAACCUGGUUUCUCAUCGAUGUCGUGGCGGCUAUUCCUUUCGAAUUGCUCUAUAUGAUUGCAAACACGCAGCAGACCACCACAUUGUUUGGUUUAUUAAAGACAGCUCGUUUGCUGCGUUUGGUGCGAGUUGUACGAAAGUUAGAUUACUAUUCAGAGUAUGGAGCAGCAGUUUUAUGUCUUUUGAUGCUGGCGUUUGCAUUGAUAGCUCAUUGGCUGGCUUGCAUUUGGUUUGCCAUUGGUAACAUCGAGCAUAAAAAUCCAUCGGUAAAAGGAUGGUUGGUCCUAGCUGAAGAUACAAAUCAACCAUACAAUGGUACGCAUUCAAGUGGACCAAGUCAAAAAUCCCGAUACGUCACCGCACUAUACUUUACACUGAGCAGUUUAACAAGCGUGGGAUUCGGAAAUGUUUCACCCAACACAAAUGCAGAAAAAAUCUUCAGUAUCUGCAUCAUGCUCAUAGGAUCUUUAUUCUAUGCAGCUGUGUUUGGCAACGUGGCAGCAAUAAUUGCUCGUCUUUACUCCAGCACUGCACGAUUUCAUGAACAAAUGCAGAAAUUACGAGAAUUUAUACGUUUUUACCAACUACCAAAACAUCUGCGACAAAGAAUUGAAGAAUACGCACAUCAUCAAUGGUCCUAUACAAAUGGCAUUGAAAUGAACGAAGUUAUGCAAAGCUUACCAGAUUGUCUUCAAGCAGAUAUAUGCGUUCACAUGCAUCGGCAGUUAAUCACAGAGAAGAAAGUUUUUGCGUCAGCUACUCGUGGUUUCCUGCGAGAAUUUUCUGUAAAAUUGAAAACGAUUCAUCUACCACCAGGAGAUUAUAUUCUCUUUAAAGGAGAUGACGUUGACAGCCUUUUCUUUAUCACUCGAGGAACCAUUGAAAUAGUUGAUGAUCGAGAACUAAUUCUGGCUAUUUUGGGCCAAGGAGACACAUUUGGUGAUGAUUUCCAUGUCGAUCCACUGGGUGCAGCUAAGAAAACUACCGGCAAUAUUCGAGCAUUGACGUACUGUGAUCUUCGUGAAAUAUCACGUGACGACCUUAUAAAUGUUCUUAGAAAGUAUCCACAUUUUUGGGAAACGUUCCGCAGUGAAUUUGAAGUGACAUACAAUCUGUCAUGUGAACAUGAACAGACAAGAUCUCGUGCAGAUAGCAAAACAUCGAUCUAUGAUGAGAAUCACGAAAUGCGAAAUCAGAAAUGUGGACACAUCCCAAUAAUAAUUAAAACAUCACCGAAUGGAGAAGCCACCAUUCCACUUCUGGGGUUGAACGCAGACAAACAUACAGCACGAAUUGAAACUCACAAUAAACUGCAUCGUGAACAGAGAGAUACCAAAAACACCUCGGUGGAUAAUGGUAGGAAUGAACAAUCGGGGAAUAUUCACGAUAACCUAGCUAACAAAACAUUGGAAACGCGUUCAUGUAUGGAAGAGAUGAAAGAAGAUAUGAAGAAUUUCUCUCUGAGAUUGAAGAGACUUGAAGAUAAAAUCGAUAGCAAUGUUGAAGGAAUCCGCAAGAUUUUAAAAUAUUUCCAAGACAACAUUACCUCAAGUGAAAUUGAACGAAAUUCAUCUGUAAAAUAUCCUGGGAAUUUAGGAAGAUAAUCGUGGUACAAAGUUGGGUAUAAUGUUUACGGGUUACAUUUGACUUGUAUAUCCUUUAAAUCUCGAGUGAAAAUUAUUUGUGUUAAAAGGAUAUCCUAAAUAACGUACGUACGUAUAUGUAUAUACAACAACAUCGUCCGAGAAGUUUCAUUUUAUAUCAUAACAAAAUUACUUGAGUAAUUUCAUGUGUCAAAAAUGAUGUCUGAGAUGGAAACGUUUUGCCAUCAGUAAUCAAUGUCAAAUUUGCAUAGAAAGUUAAAUAGAAAUGCAAACAGAAAGACCUUCAAAACAUUGAAAGAUCUUCUAAUUAUGUCACCAUUCGGAGCAAAACGAAAGCGGUGUGUUCAUUUCCAAAAUACAAGAAGGAUAAUGUCACCAUUCCGAGAUCAGAGAAAACCGUGUGUUCAUUUCCAGAAUACAUAACAAUUAUGUCACCAUUCCGAGAACCGAGAAAACCGUGUGUUCAUUUCCAGAAUACAUAAAAAUUAUGUCACCAUUCCGAGAACAGAGAAAAUCGUGUGUUCAUUUCCAGAAUACAAGAAAAAUAAUGUCACCAUUCCGAGAACAGAGAAAACAAUAUGUUCAUCAUCAGAGCAUGAAGGGAAGAACUGCUAACAUCUGCGAUGAUCAAGUGUUUACAAUCAACGAAAUCCGUAACUUCAACUUGAUAUACAUUCCAUUUGUACCAUUGAUUUAUUUUAAACGAGUAUUUGGACUCACAACACUGCUCAUCCAAAUAGACGCAAUAUUAACUUUGAAAUCAUACGUCAUUCAAAGUGUAAAUUUUCUGAAAGUUUCUGUUAAAUAAACAAAAUGUACAUGAAAA